GCGGGUUCGGGCCCUGUUUCCGAAACUCCGGCGCACCCGGUACUCGCUCGACCCGCGCGCUCACAUCGGCAGCGACAGGCGCACUCGAACCGACGGCGGCCCGGGGAGCUUCCGCGGCUCAUCUCACACGCGUCGCACGCCGCGCUCGGGACUGACGCCCGUCGACGGGCCGGCAAAACUACAACGUCACGCGCCACCGCGCACAAUUCGUUUUCGUCGUGGAUCGCAACGGUAUCGCGGGCAUCCGCGUGAACGAACGCAGCUCUUAAUCUCUAAUCGGAAGACUUAAAAGAAAAGAAACGACGGCCGUCUUUGUUUCUACGCUGAUGACAUGAACGACGACUCUUCGAGGUGUUCGGCUCGAGUUGACAGUGAAUCCCGGAAUACGGCCACGCGAAAGGUGACGCGAAGGCUGUUCAACCCAUUUUAGACAGACUUGCUUCGGUGCCACCUUCUUCUGCACUGACAACAGCGUCGGAGCUGAUUUAACGAAGGCCCAGCCUGCGAGGCACGACGGCUCCGUGCGCCUACUUCCCACUGACACCUGUUGACGAGCGGGCCCCCGCCACCACUCAGCACGAUGGGCGCGCUGGUCUGUCGGAGCCGAGAACCCGCCGAGUCUGGCGCCACCAUCCUGGCGGAGUCACCCGAGCUUUGGGCCAAGCCUGCGGCAGCAGCAUCGCGGGGCCAGGCCGGCCGGCUGCCCUGGCACCGGACCCGGCGGGCCAAGCCCAGCGGUGCCGCCUCGGUCGUGUCUCCCACGGGUGACAACUGCCCGUGCUGCUGCGCGGGAGCCGCAGCAGCCGCCGCCAAGCUGCAGCAGCCGGAGGUGACGACCCUGGAGAGAGCCGAGUCACCGCCGAACAAAAUCAGCUUCUCACGGAGCGCGUGGGAGACGCCGCCGUCCCCACUGCUAGACAAGCCGAGCUCCGUGCACGAGGAACCGCUGUUCGUGGAAGAGACCACCGACCUGCUCACGGACACCGAGCAGCAGUGCCAAUUCGCCUUCUCGGGCAGCGACGAUGUCACCCAGGUGGAGGAGAUCACCGAGAACGGUGGCGAUCAGUGCACCUUCUGUACGCUGUACCCGGACGGCGCGCUGGCGGCGGCCACCGACGACGAUCUGAAGGGCGCAGCCGAGCGACUGUGUGCGCUCUAUCCAGGCACCGGCCGCCUGGCGGGCGCGGCCGACGAGCCGUGCAGCCUUUGCCUGCUGUUCCCGUCAGAAGGCGGCAUUGCGGCGCGCGACGACGAGCCCAGGGCUCUCGACGACGGCUGGUCCAACCUCGACGAAGAGGUGACCAUCAUGGUGGACAGGGUGUCCAGCCUCAGCUCCAUCGUGGAGGAGAAGCUUAGGGUCAAGAACAAGACGAGGCAGGACGUGUGGAAAGGGACAUUUGGAAUCUACGUGCACCACGCCAAGGACGGCACGAAGAAGAUCAUCAUCCGCGACGGUUGGACGUCCUACCAUAUCCAAGGUAAUGGGUGCGCUCACACUGAGGGGCGUAGGUUACUGCAUUCGAAGAAAAGGGAGGGUAAAUAUGGUCGACGAGGCCCUUUGCCAAGAGCGCUCUGCAUGCGUGCCUUUGGUUGCACUAAACGAGCUUAUUAAGCAUUGAUUAUUAAGACAUUUCUAUAGUUACUGCCGCAUCGUCGUUUGGCGAAACAAGAUGGUCUCUGUUGAGUGCCUUGUGUCUUCAACGCCCAAUACGAGCCAAAUCCGCCAUCAGGUUAGGCUUCAAGAACGGGUAGGUUUUAUGUCACUUAAACGUUGAAGCCGUUGUCUUCCCUCGCAUCCCACUUCUUUCCACGCUGUCUGGCUCUUCUUCCUCUCUUGCACCCCCCGGCGGUGACGGUCGAAUUUCGAUAGAGGUUGAAUGCUAGAUACCCGUGUAAUUAGAUUUAGGCGCACGUUAAAGAACCUCAGUUGGUCAAAAUUUCCGGAGAUCUCCACG
Molecule: messenger RNA, 1955 nt
Organism: Rhipicephalus sanguineus (brown dog tick)
Lineage: Eukaryota; Metazoa; Arthropoda; Arachnida; Ixodida; Ixodidae
Exons: 2
Coding region: 581-1612 (343 amino acids)
Source: RefSeq, a predicted model, not a curated record